UCCAGUCUACUUCAUCAGCCAUAUUGAAUUUUGUUGUGCUUCGAAAACAUUGUGAGCACGUGGAUUGUUGGAUAAAAUUUAGUGAAAUUUGGUAGUAAUAUCAGUUAACUUAUCUUUUCGGCUUGUUUUCAUUACAUCAUUUAAAAAGUGGGAACUUUCUUUCUUAGAAAUUAAUAUUGUUUAUAAAAGUGGCUCAUUACAAUGGCCCCUUGUCGUCAGUUACUUAUGUGGUCAGUCCCAUCCAUAGCAGUUUUAUUGGGAAUUUUUUGGUUCAGAAAAAAGCGAGAGUAUGCAAAAUCUGACCCUGGUGGAAGAGAAAGAAUAAAAAGCUUAAAAGAGGAGCUUGCAGAGGCCCUGAUUGCUCAAGCUGAAGCUCAAAAGUCUUCUCCAUUGGGCAAAGCAGAGCGAUCUAUCAUUAAAUCAGCCCCCAUUGACAUUAUACCGAAUGGAAGUAAUUCCCAGAGGUCUUCCCCAUUAGAGUUGACAGAUGAAGAAGUUGAUAUUGAAAUUGAAAAAAUUAUUAGGAAAAAGUCAAUUGAAAAGGAGAAGCGAAUGUCAGCUGGUUUUGACAAGUUGACCUCUAUGAGUGUAUACUCUAAAGAACCAUCAUUUCAAGUUAAACAAAAAUCAACUAAAAACAUGUGCUCUACACUCCCAAAUGUAGCCACUUGUUAUAAAAGUAAUGUAGAUCAUUCCCCAGUAGUAAUCAGGGCAAGCGAUACAAAUAUUGUACAUUCACAGGAAAUGCCUGGAAAAUCAGGAGACACUAUUCUCCAGGAAGAAAGUUCAAAAUUGGAAAAAGUGGCAUCAGAGGUUAAUACAACUGAAGAUAGCACUGUGGGUGACAUGGAAGAUUCAAAUAAUAAUAAUAAUGUAAAUGUAGUUGAUGAACCUAGUGAUAAUACUGGAAGUGAUAACAGAUUUUCCACAGCACAACGUAGACGUAUCUCAGAAAGAGAUUCUGCUAAUCAUAGUCCUGUGGACCCUAUAUUAGCUAGUCCAUCAAUGUGCCACUUCUCUGAUAAUCAUAGUGAGGGCUCAAGCGACAGUGGCAAAGGCUGCUCUGAAGCGGCCAGUCCUCCUCCAGCUACUCUAAAUAUGAUUCCUUCUGAAACUGCUCUUAGAAUACAUCAAUUUGUUAUACCCCAAACUCUUGUAGGACUUUUAAUAGGGAAACAGGGGUCCUUUGUAAUCCAAAUAAAAGCUAAAACAGGUGCAAGUGUAUAUGUUAGAAGACAUCCUGACUCUAUCAAAUUAAAAAUUUGUGCCGUUGAAGGAACUCAGAGUGAAAUUGAAGCGGCUUUAGAAAUGAUCAAGGAAAAGUUCCCUGAAAAGAAAUUCCCCAACUUUUCCUUGCAAGAAAUUAGUGCAGAAUUAUAUCAAAGACUAGUACCACUAGUGCCAGAGUUUCUACAACUUGUGGAAUCUGUGAAUAAUGAUACGAUAAUGACGUGUCUAGUGAGCGCAGGACACUUCUUCCUACAACAGCCCCUUCACCCAACUUUCCCAUCUCUACAUGCCCUGCACCGUCUCAUGGCAGCAACUUAUCAGAACCCAGAAGUACCAUCUCUACCAAGACCUGUUAAAGAGGGUUCAAUUUGUGCUGCACCAACUGAAAAUAACUGGUAUCGCGCACAAGUGAUAUCAACGUCAGAAGAGACUGACACGUCAGUCGUAAAAUUGGUUGACUUCGGCGGUUAUCUGACUGUGGACAAUGACCAACUUAAACAGAUCCGCUCAGAUUUUAUGACAUUACCUUUCCAAGCAACAGAAGCCUUACUUGCUUUUGUAAAACCAGCAAACAAUGAAACAGAGUGGAGUGGCGAGGCCCUUCGGAUCAUGGCUGGACUGACAGCAGGGCAGUUACUACAUGCACAAGUUGCCGGCUAUGAUGAGGCUGGCCUCCCUCUCGUACAUCUCUACCUCACUCUACAUCCUCAGCAAGUAAUAUUCCUAAAUAGAGAAUUAGUGGACCGCGGCUUGGCGGAAUGGGAUAUUCCUCCAGAUUCGUGAGCUCGGCGCAUUCAAACCGGCAGUACACGCCGCGCCUAGCGGCUCCACUACUUACGUGUUAAAUACUGUAAUGACGCUGAUUACUUUUAUGGUAUUGCAUUUUAUUUGACACAAUGUACAUAAUUUUUACAUUUGAGACUCAAUCACUUGCUGGCUACUAUAGAGAAAGGAGCUAGGUCUCUCAUUGUGAGUUGUUUUCUGUAGUCUCACGUUUUAUUUAUAUGACUUGUGACACGUAGCUUAUAAAUUAAUAAAUGUUUCCCUUCUACUUCUUAUUUCAGUUCUUAGUUAUGUAUAAGUUUUAAUGAUAGGUACGGUAUUGACGCGUUCUUGUUUUCCUACUACUGUAAUUUCUAAACAGCCUAGAAUGAUUCAUAUAAUCACUGAUCUUUAAAUAAACUAUUUGGCUAACUAAACUCCCGCGACAGGAACAUAUAAAAUACAUUACGCUUAUAAAAAGAUUAUAGAAAUCGUAGUGUAUGUGCUACAAGUGUUACGUAGAUUAAAUAUUAAGCACAUUCAUAUUGGAUUAAGAUGUACCUUGAAGGGUAACUGAUUCUAUAUUUUUAAAUAUAAAAUAGUGAAGUUGUUGAUUAAAGUUCAGGAUGCUCAUUAUAACCGAAGAUCUAUUAUUUUGCCUUGUGCAAAUGUAGCAGCAUUCAUUAAUGAAGCUUGGUAUAAAUCAUUUCAAUAAUGAUUUCGGCUAUAUGCCAAAUAAAUGUGCCUUUAAAUUUCUGCAGCUAAAAUUUUCAAUUGUGUACUUACAUAAAAUAAUAUUUGUCACAAGUAUAAUGUUUUAUUGACCUAAUUGAUUCAUUUAAAUAUUUAAUUGGUUGUGACAAAAUAGUAUUUUAUGAAUAUUUCAUAAAAUGGUAAAUCCAACUCCAAUUAUUUACUAUUUGCGGAAGACUGAAAAUGUAUAGUUAUGUACAGUUAAUGCUAUGUGUAAAAUAUGUGUAAAAAGUACAAUAUUGUGUGCCCGAUUACUGGUAUGAGGGUUUGAGUUUACCUGAUAAUUUUUGUCCAAUUCUUUAACAAGAUGAAUAGAAUUGUGCAGUGAACUUAUAAAAAUUACAGCUUUGCUACAACUGAAAGUCACCUUCAGUAGAACAUUGAAAACACUGCACCUUCUAAACAGCUUGUUAAAUAAAUGCUUUGCUGUCAGUACGUGUAUUUCUUUUCUUUCAGAUGGCACUAAAGAAUCGGCAUUAGCAUUCAUGUUAAACCGAGGACUAAAGCUAAUGAAGCUUUGUGGUAAUUCUUUGAAAUCGUUGACUUAUAAUGAGCACAUUUAUCAUCCUGACUUAUUAAUAUAGUUUUAUCAGUGUACAUAAUAGAUUUAGUGUGAUAAAAAGCAAUUUGAUAUUUCAUUGUUGUAGGUAGUGAAUCCAGUAUUUUAAUACAUAAUAUGUUGAGAAAUAGUGUUGGUUUCUAGUGAUAUGUCGUGUAUGAGUAUGCGUAUUAUGUAGUAAAUUUUUAUAUAGAGCCCUAUCGGAAAUAUGUUAAUGUUUAUUUGCAGAACUUUCUGUGAGAAGGUAUUUAGAUAUGUAACGAAAAUGUUCUAAACUUAUACUUAAUAUAUAUUGGUAAAUAUAAUAUAUUUACUAAACAUUAACACAUUUACUUUUGGCUCUACUGUUUUUAAAGCUUUUCUGGGAAGUUUAGUAUGAUAACUUUUAUCUCCAUUUUACAGCUGCGAGUCUUCUGAUUAGAUUAGAAUGGGAUACCACGCUAAAAGCGGUAUCCGGAAAAUCCUCUUCUUCCUUCUAUUACUUUAGUUAUGAUGAUCGAUGAUAGUAAUCAGUUUGUGUACUUACUGAUUAUAAAACGGAUGGUUUGCAUUUUGUUUACGUCACUGUAUAUAACUAAUAUAAUGCGGUUAAUUUAAUACAUUGUUUUAAAAAUUA
Messenger RNA from Spodoptera frugiperda (fall armyworm), 3920 nucleotides. RefSeq names its product A-kinase anchor protein 1, mitochondrial (gene spoon). Lineage: Eukaryota; Metazoa; Arthropoda; Insecta; Lepidoptera; Noctuidae. The record is from RefSeq and is a predicted model, not a curated record. Bases 202 to 2013 code for a protein of 603 amino acids. Gene Ontology annotation, molecular function: RNA binding. The transcript is spliced from 8 exons.